Messenger RNA from Theobroma umbraticum, 2405 nucleotides. RefSeq lists its product as uncharacterized. NCBI's taxonomy places the organism in Eukaryota, Viridiplantae, Streptophyta, Magnoliopsida, Malvales, Malvaceae. The record is from RefSeq and is a predicted model, not a curated record.
UGUAGGACACCCGGUGGGACCCAAGUUUUAAACUACUGACCAGACACUCCACGCUUGACCACGGCUUUUUCAAUCUAUAGGUGGUCGCUGCGCGUUGACCUCCAUUUGUUCGCAAAACAAAUCCCAAGAAAAGAAAAAGAGAGAUGGAGCUGCUGCAACAUGUUAGUCAUGAACAUCCACUGAUUUUCAAUGAAGAGCAAAGCCAUGAAAGUGAGAAGCAGCCUUAUUGCUCAGGAUGUGGGGAGCUGGUAUCCGGUCCAAACUUUAGUUGUGCGGAGUGUGGGUUUUACCUUGACAAGAAGUGCGCCGAGGCACCCUUUAAGAUAAAUCACCCCUUUCAUCGCACCCACAGCUUUGAGCUUCUAGUAAGUGCGCUAAAGAAAAACUUUUGUGAUUUCUGCUUCAAAAGUUGUGAGAAGUUUGUUUAUCGUUGUUCUUAUUGUGAUAUAGACCUUCAUAUCAAAUGUGCUUUGUUUUUGAGUAACAUUGCUGAAAAAAGAAUUGGAGAGCUUCAACAAAUUGCUCAUAUGAUCUCUACGGAAAAUGGUAAUGAAAAACUCAAAAAAGCUACGUGCUUUGCAUGUUGGAAGCCGUUACUAGAUUUUGCGUACUUAGCUCUUGAUUGUGGAAUUCACCUACAUGUGAAAUGUGCUGAUCUACCUGUAGAAAUCAAUCACCCUUUUCAUGGUGAACAUCCUCUUAUUUUACAGUUGUGUACUGGAAAUUGUAACAAUCUCCCUUGCAACGUUUGCCAAAGAACCCAGAGUACGGGAUUUGUUUAUUGUUGUUUAGUUUGCAAGUUUGCUCUUCACAUUGAAUGCGCAUCACCACAACCACCAAGUAUUGAAGACAAAAAUCAUGAACACCCUUUUAUCCGAUUUCAGAGACGUGUCCCAUUCAUUUGUGAUGCAUGUGGCUGUUCAGGAAAUCAUGUAUCCUACAUUUGCUCUACAUGUGACAUUAUGGUCCAUAGAAGCUGCAUUUCAUUGCCCCGCACCCUCAAACACCCAAUGCAUUUUGAACACCCCAUUUUCCACACCUAUUUCCUUGGGCAAGAUGAGUUUAAAUCGUGGGAAUGUAGAAUUUGCCAUUUAGAGGAUGUGAAUUCAAAGCAUGGAAGCUACUGUUGUUCUGAUUGCAAUUAUAUUGUCCAUGUGAAUUGUGCAAUAGAAGAUUAUAAUUGGUAUGAGUUUGAUGAGUCAGGAAUAAUAGAUGAGAGUCUUGAAGAAAAUUCAGCAUUGCUACCAUAUUCUAUUAUUAAGGAGAUCAAAGAUGGAGAAAAUGUGGAAGCCACUGAGAUAAAACAUUUUAGCCAUCAACACAACUUAAUUUUAAGCAAUGACAGCAAGGAUGAUAAAUGUUGUGAUGGUUGUGUGCUAUCCAUCUUUACUUCUUAUUAUUAUUGUUCACAGUGUAAUUUCUUUCUCCACAAAUCCUGUGCUGAAUUACCGAUGAAGAAGCACUUUUGGUUUGAAAUGCACUCAAAGCCUCUUUCACUUACUUCAAAGUUCAUUUUCCAAUGUGCAAUUUGUGAGUGUGAAACUAGUGGUUUUGCCUACACUUGUACUAAAUGCAAGGAUUAUUGUUGCCUUCGAUGUGCUUUCAUUUCGAAUAGCCCCAUGUGUCAAGGACAUGAACACGUCCUCCCUUUUCAUCAACAUUAUCGAGGUUUGUGUAAUGGUUGUGGUGAUUUUACCGAAUUUGCAUACAGAUGUAAGAGAUGCGAUUUCUCUUUGGAUCAGAAAUGUAUCACACUACCACUUAAAGUUCGACACAAAUCUGACGUGCAUUACUUCACACUCACUUAUCACGAUGGUAAUGGUUAUUCAGAAUCUCAUUAUUGUGAUAUUUGUGAAGAAGAAAGGAAUCCAAAUCAUUGGUUUUAUUAUUGUGAAAUAUGUGACAAUUCAGCUCACCCUACAUGCAUUCUUGAAAAAUACUCAUUUAUCAAGGUUGGAAGCAUCUACACAAAAGGAGGUCAUCCACACCCUCUCACUUUUGUCCAGAAGGUUCAUUAUUAUCCAAAAUGCCAUGAUUGUGGUGAGUACUGCCUUGAUCUGGCUCUUGAAUGUAGAAUAAUUGGAUGCAAUUAUAUUGUCCAUUGGGAAUGUAUAAAAUCUCAGAAAGUUGGAAAACAAAAAUUUUAUUGUCUUCCAAAAUAAUUAUUGUUGUUCAAGUAGCAAUGAGACAAAUAAGCAGUUUGUUGUUUCUAAACUAUUUGUAAUUAUUCUGUGUAAGUGUUUGUGUCCCUUUUUGGUUAUCAUCGUAUGAGAAUUUCGAAAUUCUGACUUGAUAGAGGUAACAUGAUUGGAAUUACUUUAUGAUUUUUCUAUUACAUAUUUGAGCAUUGGAAGAUUGUUUGGUAUUUGUAAAGUUCUCUAUUUGAUUUGCUAUCAUUAGAAGUG